Molecule: messenger RNA, 2666 nt
Organism: Anopheles funestus (African malaria mosquito)
Lineage: Eukaryota; Metazoa; Arthropoda; Insecta; Diptera; Culicidae
Gene: phr
Product: deoxyribodipyrimidine photo-lyase
Exons: 2
Coding region: 226-1875 (549 amino acids)
Biological process (GO): photoreactive repair
Molecular function (GO): deoxyribodipyrimidine photo-lyase activity
Source: RefSeq, a predicted model, not a curated record
UGUAAGCACGUUUAAACUAUGGAUUUUAGCUAAAAUAGUGUCUACUAUCGUUUUGAUUCCUUAAAUCAUCGUACGAUCCCAUAGUGAAGUAAUUUCACCACAUGUUGAAAAGUGACGGAUGUCCCGUAAAGAUGUUUGUACACAGAACUGGAAAAGGCGCGCGUGUUUCUUGUACGAUUUGUUAGCUUCUAGCAUUUGUGUUCUCGUCAAUCCGGCUUUUGUUUUAUGUUCUGCGUGAGAUUAAUUCCGUUCCCAUUAAUCGAGUGUUCAUCGAAUCCGACAUCCUUCAGGCUUCUCUAUCCUUUCGCUGUCAGCCCAAGCAUGAAGAAAUCGGCAAGUUCCUCCUCCAACUCUAUGGAACCCGCAACGAAGAAACACAAACCAAAUGAUGGUCCACCGAACGAUAGUAAGGCGGUUGGUGGCAGCUCCGAGGACUAUGCGGCACUAUUCAAGGCAGAUCGUAAAGCGACCGCUAAGUCGAUAUUGGAUUUUGAUUUUAGCAAAAAACGGGUGCGUAUCCUCUCCGACGCCAAGACCAUCGAAGACGGCAAACGUGGCGUACUGUACUGGAUGUCCCGUGACGUACGCACGCAGGACAAUUGGGCGUUUCUGUUUGCACAGAAGCUAGCGCUCAAGAACGAUUUGCCUCUGCAUGUGUGCUUUAAUUUGGUGCCAAAAUUCCUGGACGCUACCAUACGCCAUUUCAAGUUCAUGCUGGCGGGACUGGAAGAGGUGGCAAACGAGUGUGGAAAGUUAAACAUUCAGUUCCACCUGUUACGCGGUAAUGCGUGUGAAAAUGUACCGGAAUUUGUACGAAAGCACAAAAUAGGUAGCGUGGUGUGUGAUUUCAGCCCGUUGCGUGUACCGAUGAAGUGGGUUGACGACGUGAAACGAUCACUCCCGGUGGAGGUUCCACUGUGUCAGGUUGAUGCGCACAACAUUGUACCGGUGUGGGUCACAUCCGACAAACUAGAAUAUGCGGCCCGUACCAUACGCAACAAGGUGAACAAUAAUCUUCCAACGUACCUGACACCGUUCCCACCGUUAGUUAAGCACCCGUUUACGGCCAACUUCGAGGCGAACCCAAUCAACUGGACGAAGGUGCUUGAUACACUGCAGGUAGACCGUUCCGUGGAUGCAAUCGAAUGGGCCACACCGGGCUACAUCGGAGGCGUAAAAACCCUGCAAAGCUUCGUGGAAAAACGGCUCGGGAAGUUUAACGAUAAACGCAACGAUCCGACCGAAAACGCUCUCUCGAACCUUUCGCCAUGGUUCCACUUCGGACAGAUCUCGGUUCAGCGUGCCAUUUUGACCGUGAAAAAGUACGGCAAACGGUACAGCGAAAGCGUCGCCUCCUUUUGCGAGGAAGCGAUCGUACGCCGCGAACUGUCGGACAACUUUUGCUUUCACAACGAAAACUACGACAAUCUGAAGGGUGCGUACGAAUGGGCCCGUAAAACACUAAACGACCACCGGAAGGAUAAGCGUGUGUACUGUUACAGCAGGGACGAGCUGGAAACGGCCAAAACGCACGACGAUCUUUGGAACUCGGCCCAGCUGCAGAUGGUAAAGGAGGGUAAAAUGCACGGAUUUCUAAGGAUGUACUGGGCCAAAAAGAUACUCGAGUGGACAAAAACGCCCGAGGAAGCGCUUGAGACGGCCAUCUAUCUGAACGAUCGGUACAGUCUGGAUGGGCGCGAUCCGAACGGUUACGUCGGUUGCAUGUGGUCGAUUGCGGGCAUUCACGAUCAGGGAUGGAAGGAGCGUGAAAUUUUCGGCAAAAUUAGGUACAUGAACUAUGAGGGAUGCAAGCGUAAAUUUAACGUCAAUGCGUUCGUUGUCCGCUAUGGAGGCAAGGCCCACCAUCGCAAGUGAAGGGUUUCUGCGGGCAUCUGUUCAGUUAUUUACGUCCUGAGAGUUUUGUUCGAUAUUUUUUAAUUAUUCCAGUUUAUCUGUUAAAUCGGCAUCCGCGUUGAGCCACAAUCCAGUGAAAAACUUAAAUUUUUUAUUUUAUAACAUUUGUAUUUUUAAGCUACUUUGAGAUAUUGUUUUGUGCUAAACGUUGGCACACUCGUUUGUUGCACAAUUCUCAUGAAUAUAUUUUUCGUUUUAUAAAAACGUCUACCUCUGCCAGUAGGGUAAUGCACAACACAUAAUUAGAAAGGCAUUUAAGCUGAGUAAGAUCACUAAUUUGAUGGUUCCAGCAAACCACAGUACAAUGAACGAUCUGAAUAAAUAUUACAACACAACUUAUGAAGUAAUUUAAGUGUUUGUUUUAGUCUCAAUCAUAUAAAAGUUUCUAUAUUUCGGCGGGCUUCAGCACAAAGAUUCAGAACAACAGGUGCACCGGGGAUCGCUCUCGAUCGAUAGGAUAACAAUGUGAAAGUAAUGGACAAUCGUGAAAUAUCCCACUACUCAGUAUCAAAAUUCAGUUACUUGCAGUUGCGGUUACUAUUAAACUUCAGAAAACUGACCAUUUAUGGAGCAUUCGGCUUCAAUCAAAACUGGAGAUUUAAACGAACGAAAAGAGACGAACGUAUUCGAUCUAUUUUAAGAUCAGAUCGCCAAUGAACCAGACAAAUAGAAAAUAAUAAGAGACAUUAGUGUAAUAGAUAAUAGAUUACAGUUCAGUAAAUAGUAAAUGUAAAUAAAGUGUUAUGAUCGUG